Molecule: messenger RNA, 765 nt
Organism: Ambispora gerdemannii
Lineage: Eukaryota; Fungi; Glomeromycota; Glomeromycetes; Archaeosporales; Ambisporaceae
Source: the annotation of a GenBank genome assembly
AUGGAAAUUCUAAGAGAUUUUAACGGUGUGGCGAAUGGUAAUUUGAACAAUGGUGGCUUUAAUGGAAAUAGUAAUGGUAAUUCAAAUAACGGAUCGUUCAACGGAAAUCAAAAUGGCAAUAAUAAUAACGGCUCAUUCAGUGGAAACUCGAAUGGCGUUAAUAACAAUGGUGACUCUAAUGGUAAUAAGAACGGGAACGAUAAUAAUGGAUCAUAUAGCGGAAAUUCUAACGGUGUCAAUAAUGAAGGAUCGCUCAAUGGUAAUCAGAAUGGUAAUAAUAGUACUGGUGAUCUUAAUGGAAACAAGAACGGUAAUGAGAAUACGGGUGAUAGUAAUGGAAAUCAGAACGGAAGCAGUAAUAAGGGAUCGCUCAAUGGCAAUUCCAACGGAAACAAAAAUAAUGGAACCGCCAACGGUAACCAAAAUGGAAGGAAUAAUGAGGGAACACUCAAUGGCAAUUCUAACGGAAACAACAAUAAUGGAACCGCUAACGGUAACCAAAAUGGAAUCAAUAAUAAAGGAUCACUCAAUGGCAAUGUUAACGGAGACCAAAAUAAUGGAACCGCCAACGGUAACCAAAAUGGAAGCAACAAUAUUGGAGAUAACAAUGGAAACGAAAAUGGGGUCACGAAUGCAGGAAGUGACAACGGAAAUCAAAAUGGAAAAGGCAAUACUGGAAGUAACAACGGAAGCAAAAACGGAAACAGCAAUAUUGGAAGUCAAAGCGGAAAUAGGCCAUUUAACCAAAAUGAUCACUUCAACUGA